Molecule: messenger RNA, 1050 nt
Organism: Penicillium malachiteum
Lineage: Eukaryota; Fungi; Ascomycota; Eurotiomycetes; Eurotiales; Aspergillaceae
Product: glycoside hydrolase family 5 protein
Exons: 6
Coding region: 1-1050 (349 amino acids)
Biological process (GO): glucan catabolic process
Molecular function (GO): hydrolase activity, hydrolyzing O-glycosyl compounds
Source: RefSeq, a predicted model, not a curated record
AUGAGAUUCAAUCGCUUCGCCAUCCUAGCUGCGGCCGCAUCUGCAGUCGCAUCCCCAUUAAACCUGAAGAAAUUCACAAAGAAGGCAUCUUCUUUCAAAUGGUUUGGCUCCAAUGAGUCUGGCGCUGAAUUUGGCACUGGCAUUUUCCCUGGUGUUUACGGAACCGACUACAUCUUUCCAGAUACUAGUACCAUCCAGACGCUCAUCGACGAUGGGAUGAAUAUCUUCCGCGUGACCUUCCUGAUGGAACGAUUGGUCCCAACAGAGAUGACGGGGUCAUUUGACGCAGAAUACCUGAGCAACUUGACAUAUGUGGUGAAUUACAUCACCGACGCAGGUGUCCAUGCGAUCAUUGACCCACAUAACUUCGUCAACACACCCCGGCUAACACUGAUUGAUGUCAACAGCUAUGGCUCGAUCAUUGAGAGCACAUCGGAUUUCCAGACCUUCUGGACGAAUGUAGCUGGGCAGUUCGCUUCCAAUGAUCUAGUCAUCUUUGAUACGAACAACGAAUACUAUGGUAUGGACCAAACUCUCGUGCUCGAUCUCAAUCAAGCCGCCAUCGACGGAAUUCGCGCUGCAGGCGCAACGACCCAAUACAUCUUCGUGGAAGGCAACUCCUACACAGGUGCCUGGACUUGGACGGAAUACAACGACAACCUUGUCAACCUCACAGACACAGAAGACAAGAUCGUCUACGAGAUGCACCAGUACCUUGAUUCAGAUGGGUCCGGUACCAGCGCGACGUGUGUAUCGAGUACGAUUGGACAAUCGCGUGUGGAGUCCGCGACACAGUGGUUGAUUGAUAAUAACAAGGUGGGUAUUCUGGGUGAGUUUGCUGGUGGUGUGAAUGAUGUUUGUGAGGAGGCGAUUGAGGGGAUGUUGAGUUAUAUGGAAGAGAACUCCGCGGUUUGGUUAGGAGGGUUGUGGUGGGCGGCGGGUCCUUGGUGGGGAGACUAUAUCUUUAGUAUGGAGCCCCCCGAGUGGUACGGCUUAUGUGGGAAUGCUGUCGAUUCUGGAGCCUUAUUUUGCGUAAGCAACAGUACUUGA